UGAAAGAAAUCUCGACGCGACUGGGAGGCUCUGCGUUUUUGUGCCGGCGUCGAUUUUUUAGUUCGAAAACGUAUGCGGCGCGGUGAAGACAAAGGAAUUGAUUUUCAAUAAAUCGAAAAAAAUGUAACAGAAUGUAUUUACAUGUUACAUUUUGAAAAUACAGAAAGCUGGUUAUUCCAAUAAUCCAAUUUUUUUCAUUUUUUUUUUUUUUUUUUGUGUGUGUGCAACAAAAGAGCGAGUAAGAGAGCAAAGAGCCGCCAAUAAAUGGCAAAUAUGUGAUAGGUGAUAAUCUGUGUUUAGGCCUCCCUCUCUCGCUCUCUCUCCCUGACUUUCCACCCCACCCUGUCGCUUUCCGAAGGGCAGACGCUGUUGGAGGCAAACGGCAACAACAAACCAGGAACAAAGCUCACAAGCCGCUGUAAAGGAUACAAAAGUGGACAUUUUUGGAGUCCUGGAAAGGAAUACAAGUAAUUGGCAUAAAGUUGGCAUAAUUCAAAGGCAGUCCAAGUUGCAGAAAUGGGAAAAGAUCGACUGCCCGAGCUUUUGCAGCGCUCAUUGAGCACGAACUCGUCGAACUCGUCGUCGAACGGUUCACUGCUUUUGAACGUGUACAGUGGAACCACGGAGUUCAUCACUAGCAACAGCGGCGGUAACAACAAUAGCUACAGUAUCGUUAGCCAAAACUCUCACAGCUGCAGCAACAACAACAGCAGCAGCGAACCCAAGGAUCGGUCCAGUUCAAAGAUGGCGCAGUAUGGCUCGAAUGUGGACGACAUACUCAAUCCGUACACGGAGAUUCGCCAACAACUCGCACAGAUAGCCGCCAACUUGGAGGCGAUGAACCGCAUGGCCCAAACCGUCAAUCUGCGAACUUUCAACGAGAACGAGAUGGAUGAGCUUCACAACAAAAACCUGAGGCUGGGCAAUCAGCUAAUGACGCGAUUCAACGACUUCAAGGCGAAUCUGCCGGCGGAAAACGAUUACAGCUUGGAGGCAAGGAUGAAAAGAACCCUUUUCUAUGGCCUCCACCAGACUUUCAUCAAUCUGUGGCACAAAAACGAACUAUUCCUGCAGAACUACGAGACCAAGGUCAAAAAGAAUCUGAGACUGCAUACAAAAAUCAUUAAUUCUGAAGCCAGCGAACAAGAAAUCGAGUUACUCAUCGAGAACAAGACAACCAAACUCUUUGUGGACAAUUUUCUGCAGGAAACGGAGAAGGAGCGGCAGACACUGCGCGAAAUGAUGGACCGAUUCAACGAGCUGCGCCGCCUGGAGAAGUCCAUCGAGGAGGUCCACGCCCUGUUCAUGCGCAUCCAGACCCUGGUGAUGGAGCAGAGCGAGGUGAUCCAGCGUGUGGAGUUCCACGCCCAGCAGGCCACGCUCCACGUGGACAAGGGCGCCGACGAGCUGGACCAGGCGGAGCAGCACCAGAAAAAGGCGCGCAAGAAAAAGAUAAUGCUCAUCGUGAUACUCGCAGCCGUGUUGUUAGUAUUACUCCUUGUUGGUAUUUAUUUGUGAUGCACGCGAGAAACUUUUUUUUUGGCCUAAUUUUAAAAUUUACACGUAAGAAAAUAAACUUUAAAACCUCAAGAAGAAACUUUGCAAUUAAUCAACAGGUAAACGAAAUCAAUAAAAGCUCAUGCUGUUGAGAGCAUGCUCUA
Molecule: messenger RNA, 1661 nt
Organism: Drosophila simulans
Lineage: Eukaryota; Metazoa; Arthropoda; Insecta; Diptera; Drosophilidae
Product: syntaxin-4
Exons: 8
Coding region: 517-1518 (333 amino acids)
Biological process (GO): vesicle-mediated transport; intracellular protein transport; vesicle fusion
Cellular component (GO): SNARE complex; membrane; synaptic vesicle
Molecular function (GO): SNAP receptor activity; SNARE binding
Source: RefSeq, a predicted model, not a curated record